AUGCACAUACCGUUAAUGAAAAAUUCAAGAAGGGGAGAGAAAAGAGAUGAGAAAGUUUCUACGAGAAACGGUCAAGAUAAGAUUCACAUAACUGGAUCCACAGCUAUUAUUAAAGGACAAUUCUUAGACACCUGGAGAUAUUUUUCACGCAUCGAAUUUACCAUCGCGAAGAGAUCUCAUUUGGCAGAAAUUUCCGAGAGUUCUCGAUUUAUCUUUCUGCCGGCACCUGGACAAGGGCCGUUCGAUCCCUUCGAGAUUUUCAGGAGGCAACUAGGACACCCCUCGGUGGAGAAUAUCAGGGAGAGGAAACUAACACGUUGCGCACGUUACGUGCAGAAACAGAGCAUCACGGUCAACAGUGCAGAGAAGAAGUCUCGGCUUCUUCGACCGAUCGACCAUCCCGGUCACGGUCGAGGAGGAUCCGGAGGGAUUGAAGAAAAGAAGAGAGAAGAGGAAGUAAACUGCAGUCAUCUAACGGCGAUCGCCAUCAUUUUUCUGUCGCAGAUCCGAUCGGAGCGUCUACCACCCACGAUGGUCUCACCACUCGGACGGCCCGGGAAAACGAGGCAGCAACAAUCAAGGGCAAUCAAGGCAUCAAUCAUGGCAUCAACCAGUCGACGGAACGGCGUGGGAGGAUCAACAUCAGCGAGUGCAGCCGGAAACCGAUGUCAGGCGGAAGCCAGCUAUCCGGCGAGGAGCCAAAAUGAGUAACCGAAAUGGAUAAGGAAGUGUAUCCGGCGCGAUCUCGUUCCUCGAUGAUCGAGGGAGAUCAUCAGAGAUCAAGAGCGACGAUCGCAACAAUUCUUCAAUCCACCAAGCUAUCUAUUAUAUUUAUUGCAUCUACUGGGAUUUGUUGAAUUUAUCGCCAACUAUCGUGCAUCAUUCGUUUCAAGUUAUCGCAUUCACACAUUUCGCACACAAGAGGGGAAAACAGGCUCUCACGUGUCUACCCGGCGAGCCUGAAGAUAUUAAUGAUUUAUCUUGCACACUCGAAAGCGCCUUCGAACGAGACAUCCUCGAGGCGUACACAAAACUCCGCAAGUUCUAGUAUCGAACGAAUCUUCCGGCAUUCGAUCUCAAGAUCAAACCAGGCAAUUUUUAUUUUCGUUGGACCAACCAUCUUCCGUCUCGACAACGUCUACGCCACACGCCAGACGGCGCACAAUCGUCAAUCACUCGAUCUCCAACGCGAAAUUUUCGGAAACUCAGGAAUCUCCUGACUGACGGAUGGCUGCUUCUGCCGUUCUCGCCGGACCGAAGAGCAAAAGCAACAAAAUCGAACACUUUCAACGCAACACUUGGAGCAUCGUCAAAAACAGCAAAUACAUCUGGAAACGUCACACAUUUACUAUCACUAUUAUUAUUACUUCAAAAAAUCAAACGCCGAUGUUACUUUCACCCUCACAGCCAAUACUAAUACUAAUGAUAGUAACACUAUCGACGAAAAUUCUCUGAAAUCAAUAGAAAUUUACGAAAAUAUCACACAGCGCGUGCAUCACGCGACGCAUUUCAGGAACGCGCAGUUUCAUUUCAGGAACGAAAAAAAGCACACACUCAUAACACGCACGCGCACGUAAUUAGCGUGCUCCGCGUUGUUUCGCAGCGCGAAAAAAAAGAGAAGAAAUUGCGAGAGUCUAGACUCUAUCUCGCUCAAAAUUGGAUUGGAAAGGACAAAACGUCUCUCCUCACAAAAGGCUCACGGCAUGGACGGAAUCGUUCCUCCGACCUCAACCAGGCAACCCUUCGAUCUAUACGCCGCCACAAGCGCAAGUCUCGCACAUCUCACAAUUAUAAUUUUGCAGAGCAUUUACCAAAUGGUCGCAGCAGGACGCGCGAUCUUUUUUCGUAUGUAUACGAUUUACAGAAGGCAUUACCGCGGACCGUACCGCGAGGAAAAAAAAACACUUCUCGUUACACUUCCCUACGUUCUUUAUGCGCUGCGCCAUCACCAAAGAGAUACAACGUGAUUCCAAGUUCACGUACGAUUUAUCGAUGAUUAUUUUUUCAUUAACUCUUCCCGGCAAUUUUUACGUGAAACAGUUUCGCAAAACCAUUUUUGAUCAUUUCACGGUUCAAACAGGAGACAAUCGAUUAACGUGCAUGUCAAUCAACGACAUGCAAAUUAAGGCUUCAGAGCAGAUCAAAAGCGCCAAAUCGCAAAAUCGGUAAUCACGACGUAAAUUAUAUCGUGCGGCCAAAACAGUGCUGCAUCGAUCUGAGAAAAAACGAUCUUCCAGAACUCAACCUGGCGACAAAGAAUAGAGGCUCUCGAUCGAAAUUCGUAUGUUAUUUCGGAUCGACGAGUUAGCGCAUCGUCAAAUACCUGACCUACAACUUCUCGAUUAAUGAUUAGAGAGAGAGAGAAAAAGAGAGAGCAAACAGCAGCGCUCCAAAAACAGACGAUCUCAAAAGCGACCCGCGCAAAUUUCACAAGCAAAAUCCACAGGGAAGUGAGCGGAAAGAUUGACAUUCAAAGCAAAUGUCAUCCCUAAAUCAACCGAAAUCGAUCAUUAAUCGAAUCAAUUCAUAUCGAAUCCCAAAAUCAAUGGAAUCAACAAUCGAGCUAAUAUAUAACGUUCGUUUGCGAAUGACGCUAUGCAAAACAGUACACGCGGAGUCCUUUUUGGUCCAAUCCAAAGAUACUCUGAAAACAACCAGAAAUUAUCAGCAAAAUCUGCGAAUAAACUUUCACAAAAAAAAAAAUGAACUUUCGCACGCGGCUCUGUAGCGGCGUAAAUCAACUAUCUCAUUUGAAAAAUUACGUCCAACGAGCAAAAAUCACUUCAGGAACACGAGACAACCGCAAAAUACCGCCAGAAAACAAGAAUGGCGAGAACCAUUUACUCGGAGCAAAGCAAACUCAGAGAGAAUCAUUUAUUCUCCAUUACUUCAAUAAACUCUGUACUCGGUCACAAAUUCGACACGAAUCGCACGAAGAUUCGAAUCUGGAUGAAGAAUAGAAUUUUACAUCGAAAAGCAUUCCGACUCGAAAUCUCAGGACAAAAAUCGCUAUCGCGGACUUUUCCAACUGUGCAAGAACCUCGACAAGCUAAACAGAACCUAACUAUCUAUUAAUCGACAACGAUGUUUUAUUUUUCUCCUGUCAAGCAAGAAGAGCUCGAGGAAUCAAGACGAGCAAAGGACUAAUUAUGUUUUAUGGAAAUUCAUCGAAGAACUUAUCCUCGGAUGACAACUCUUGGACAUACACGGAUAAUUGCGAGCACCAAAUCAUAGCGGAACAACAUGGGACACAGUCAUUUGGGUCAACAAACAACGCGGACGUCGCGGAAACAUCGUGGGACCAUCA
Messenger RNA from Atta colombica, 3307 nucleotides. RefSeq lists its product as uncharacterized. Lineage: Eukaryota; Metazoa; Arthropoda; Insecta; Hymenoptera; Formicidae. The record is from RefSeq and is a predicted model, not a curated record. The transcript is spliced from 4 exons. The coding region runs from base 1 to 711 and encodes 236 amino acids.